Molecule: messenger RNA, 1500 nt
Organism: Solanum stenotomum
Lineage: Eukaryota; Viridiplantae; Streptophyta; Magnoliopsida; Solanales; Solanaceae
Exons: 6
Coding region: 57-1274 (405 amino acids)
Molecular function (GO): GTP binding; GTPase activity
Source: RefSeq, a predicted model, not a curated record
CAACAAAUUCCUCUCUUCUACAGCGUUGCAUCUACUGCAGUGAAGGACGGAAGGUAAUGGAUCAUCAACAGGAGCAGGAUCCUCCAACAUUUAACAGUAAAUCGCUCGAGAAGAAGCCAGGAAUUCUCGUUCUUGGAUCUCCCAAUGUCGGGAAACGUGCCCUUAUCGCUCGACUACUUUCAGUAGAUUCUGAAGAUGCCUUCGAAUCAUCUUCUAACAUCCUAUCCUAUCCGUGGACAAUCAACACCAAGUAUUAUAAUGCUGAUGUUUCUGUUUGGAUGGCCCAUCUUCAUGAGGACUUUUCCAUUGGAGCUCUGCCAGCAUAUGAUCAGCUUGUUGCAUUGGUGAUGGUCUUCGACGUUACUGAUCUCUCAUCUUUUGUUGCACUUAAAGAUUUUGUCUCCCGCACUGACACCCUUAAGUUUGAGAUUUUGUUAUGCAUUGGCAACAAAGUGGACCUUCUUCCUGGUCAUUCUGCACAUGUUGAAUACAGACGGCGCCUGUUGAAAAGUGCAAACUCCUCUGGUAGCCCUUAUACAGAAAUGGAUUCUGGAAUUUCUGAAACAGAAGGAAGCAGUCUACUAGGAGAUGAUGACGAUUCAUUUGAUACUAAAAGGUCCUACUUGGAAUGGUGCCUCGAACACAGCAUAGAAUAUGUUGAAGCCUGUGCAUCAAAUGCUGAAUUUGACAAAUGUCUUUCUGUGGAUGGUGAUUCUCAGGGCGCUGAACGGCUCUUUGGGGCACUUUCAGCUUAUAUGUGGCCUGGAAUGAUCUUGAAGUCUGGUGAUAAGAUUACUGAACCUUCAUUACCUGAACAUCAAGAGUUGUCAGAUGAAGAAUCUGAUUAUGAACUUGAAUAUGAAAUCUUAUCUGCUGGCUCGGCUGAUCCCUGGGAUGACACAGAUAUAGGAUGGGUAUCUGCAGAUGCUCCCGUUGCAACCACUGGAACCGAGGGAUCAGUUCCCAAUGGAAAGAGUGAAAUCGGGUUAAUUAGAGGAGAAAUGCAACCCUCAUCUUCUACAUCUCAAUUGGAAGGAGAAAGUGACAGAAAAGAACUGCCCAGAGCAGAUGCAGCUGAUGGUGAUUCAGAGGAUGAUAAAGGAACAACAUAUGAUUUUGAGAAUUUGGAACAGUUAAUGUCCGAGAUUGGGAAUGUUCGAGACAGCUUAAGGUUAAUGCCAGACUUCCAAAGGAGGGAAAUGGCUGCAAAUUUGGCAAUGAAAAUGGCUGCCAUGUUUGGUGAUAGCAGUGGAGAUGAAGGAGGAUUGGAAUGAUAGGAGAAACCCUUUAAAGUUGACUGAUCACGAAUGCCUCAGUUUCACUUCUUGUAGUGCUGUUCAUAGACUGAAGGAAUCUCAUAAGCACAUUGUGCAUUCAUGUCAAGUGAUAUCGACAAGAUAUUUUAUCAAAGAUAUCUGCUAUAAAAUUUAUGGAUCUAAUUGUGUUUAUGAUGCAAACGCAUCAGUAUUUACAAGUCCUAACAGGUGAUUGGAGAUGGUA